This is a messenger RNA of Osmerus eperlanus (European smelt), 1463 nucleotides long. RefSeq names its product DEAD-box ATP-dependent RNA helicase rde-12-like. The transcript is spliced from 6 exons. NCBI's taxonomy places the organism in Eukaryota, Metazoa, Chordata, Actinopteri, Osmeriformes, Osmeridae. Bases 182 to 757 code for a protein of 191 amino acids. The record is from RefSeq and is a predicted model, not a curated record.
UUGAAAGAAACUGGAAUUAAACGACGGAAGUUGCUGCUGUCAAAUCGCUGGAAAUCUCUCCAUAAGUAGGUUUGAGAAGGGCGAAUUAUGUCUAAACACGAUCUACUCUGCAGGCGAAAUUCCUGCAACUGGACAAACGUGGAAGAUAUAGGAUAGAUGGCACCUUUAUCGUAUGGUCUAAAUGAUUCGUAAAUCAAGAAUGACAAAUGUUUCUCCAUGUGAGAGGUACGCCCCGGUGAAAACAGCUGCAGAGGACUACGCAAUGGUAAUCUUACCUCUGCUGGUAGACACUGAAAGCGAGGUCAGUAGCAGACUCAACAGCACAGUGUGCGGGGAAACCGACAAACCAGUCUGUGAGGAAAAUGGAGAGAGUCUAUCCAUUAUAAACAUGGUAUGCAGAAGACACUUCAAGCUGAGCAGUGUGCCCAGAGCCAAGCAUCUAACAAAGGAGAUCCUGACAUCUCUGGACUGUCCAUGUCCUUCUAAACAGAGGCAGAGAGGGAAGGAGCGAGAAGGUCCGGCAGGGGGAGAGAGAGGAUCGGGAUCAGGAGGAGGAGGAGCAGGGAGAGGAGAGGCUGGACAGCGAGGUGAAGGAGGAGCGGGGCGAGGAGAGCGUGGACAGCGAGGAGGCCCAGGAGGAGCGGGGCGAGGAGGGGGACACAGAGACACCAGGCAGCUGUGCAGACUGAAACUCGCCCUGGAAGGGCUGAAACUCUGUUACCAGGCCCUGGCUAGCGGACACGGACCGGGGACAUAGGAAGUAGCAGCAGGUGCUACCAGUGGUGGUACCUCCUCGCACUGCCACCAUGCGGCGGUGCUUCUUAUUCCGUGCUCCACAGCGGUCAACGACACACCUCUGUCCGUCCCUACGGCCCUCCGGUUGUGUUCUCAAGAAUCUCCACUUCACGCUUCACCUCUGCCAUCUUAUUUUUCUGCUCGGCCAAAACGGACCCAAAGAAGCACUUGGCAGACCAUCACUUUCUGUGAUAUUUACGACUUUGUUCCUUCCUUGCACUUUGUGUUUGUGAUCUUGAUGUUACACUGUCUGGCAGGAAGCUGCACUAAUGAUUAGUUAAUGUUGCACUCCAAAUGUUGUUUCUGUUGCUCUGUACUUGGCACAGCACUUUACUAAGCACUACUUUAAUCGAGAUGCCAUUGUAUAACUGAAAAAGAGGAAUUGAGUUUUUGUUAUUAGAAUAUUUUUUAUCUCGUAGUAUGACAUACACAUGCAGGGAGCAGUGACACCAAGAACACACACAACCACCAAAGAAGUUUGUUCUUCACAUUUUUCCCAUCCAUGCUGCCCUUCCUCCAAGCAGUGGAGAUGUUGUUGGCAGCCAUAUUAGGGCCCCCCAGGGACACAUUCCAAGUGUUUGUGUAGUUUUUUUUUUUUUUCCAACACGGCUGUAAGCUGAGAUGUGGUUAUUUGGGGAUUUGUCUUGUAAAAACAGACCAUUCCUGAC